This is a messenger RNA of Telopea speciosissima, 1723 nucleotides long. RefSeq lists its product as uncharacterized. The coding region runs from base 219 to 1643 and encodes 474 amino acids. The record is from RefSeq and is a predicted model, not a curated record. Lineage: Eukaryota; Viridiplantae; Streptophyta; Magnoliopsida; Proteales; Proteaceae. The transcript is spliced from 14 exons.
GGUCUCUUGAAUUGGCGCCUACUGAAAACUGUGUCUGGUUUUCGGUUCUGCCAUUUGUUUUGCAACGGCUACUCUUCCUUGAAGCUCAAGUGGCGCCGUAAAUCUCGAGUCUAAACCGAGUUUCGAUCGGUAACUUGAGGGAGAGUGUUUUGGUUUCUGGUUUUGUUUCUUUGGUUCGUUUUCUGGUGUGUGAGGGGUGGGGGGUAUUUGAGGGGGUUAUGCCUCGAAGGAAAGCGAUGAACUGGAGGAGAGUUGCGAAAUCUGCACAGGCUUUCGCAGCCCAUUCCUUUCUUCUCUGUUUCACAGUUUUGCUAGUGCUCAAGCUCGAUCAUGUCGGCUAUUACUCUUGGUGGAUCAUUUUCUCCCCACUUUGGCUAUUUCAUGCUGUUGUUGCACGAGGCAGAUAUUCGCUACCAGCUCCAUCAUUACCCAAUGACCGUCAUUGGGCUCCUUGUCAUGCCAUUGUUGCAACACCAUUGCUGGUUGCUUUUGAACUACUCCUUUGUAUAUAUCUUGAGAGUAUCUACGGCCAUGAUUAUGCUGCUGUUAACUUGAAGAUUGUCUUUCUUCCCCUUUUGGCAUUUGAAAUAAUUAUUCUCAUCGACAAUUUCAGGAUGUGUAGGGCUUUAAUGCCAGGAGAUGAAGACAGCGUGAGUGACGAAGCAAUAUGGGAAACACUCCCUCACUUCUGGGUUGCAAUCUCCAUGGUUUUCUUCGUUGCUGCUACUACAUUCACCCUACUAAAACUAUGUGGUGCUGUAGGUGGACUUGGUUGGUGGGAUUUAUUUAUAAAUUUUGGCAUCGCUGAGUGCUUUGCUUUUCUUGUUUGCACAAAGUGGUCUAAUCCAAUUAUACAUAGACAUUCUUCAAGUAGUGAAGCCAGUUCCUCCUCUACCACAAUCAGCAGAUACCUUGAUUGGAAUAGUGGCUUAGUUGUUUCUUCAGAAGAAGAUCAGGACCAAGACAGAAUAUGUGGACUGCAGGACAUUGGUGGCCAUAUUAUGAAAGUUCCACUAAUCUGUUUCCAGAUCGUCCUCUGUAUGCGCUUAGAGGGAACUCCUUCUGGCGCUAAACAUAUCCCAAUUCCAGCUCUUUUCUCUCCUCUGUUUAUACUGCAAGGUGCAGGAGUCUUGUUUGCAAUGUCUAGACUGGUAGAGAAGAUUGUUCUUUUGCUGUGCAGUGAAGCUGGUACACAGAGAGAUUUUAUUAUCUCUUCAAGAGCUCAUGAUUUCUUUGGUUUCUUGCACCAUGGUUCUAGGCUGCUUGGUUGGUGGUCAAUUGACGAAGCAAGUCGAGAGGAACAGGCUCGGCUUUACCAUGCUGGGGCCUCUGGGUAUAACACUUUUUGUGGUUAUCCACCUGAAAUAGUGAAGAAAAUGCCUAAGAAAGAACUUGCUGAGGAGGUCUGGAGGCUACAGGCUGCUCUUGGUGAACAAGCAGAAAUCACAAAAUAUAGCCAGCAGGAGUUCGAAAGGCUUCAAAAUGAAAAGGUGUUAUGUAGAAUCUGCUUUGAAGGAGAAAUAAGUAUAGUCUUGCUUCCGUGUAGGCAUCGCGUUCUUUGCAGCACCUGCAGUGAGAAGUGUAAAAAGUGCCCAAUUUGCCGGGUCUCCAUUGAGGAACGAUUGCCUGUAUAUGAGGUGUAACAUCAAGUGCACAAGUUCAGUUCCUUCCCCGAGACAAAGGCACAAGGGUCUCAAUUGUCACAUGAUUUAUGAAUAGACUA